Molecule: messenger RNA, 2466 nt
Organism: Theileria orientalis strain Shintoku
Lineage: Eukaryota; Apicomplexa; Aconoidasida; Piroplasmida; Theileriidae
Exons: 3
Coding region: 1-2466 (821 amino acids)
Molecular function (GO): cyclin-dependent protein serine/threonine kinase regulator activity
Source: RefSeq, a predicted model, not a curated record
AUGGCUAAUAGGAGGAAAAAACAGGACACAUCUGUUUUAGUGGCCAGAUCGUACGCUAGUCAUCCUACCAAGGGUGCUGGCAACCCAAAUUACAAGGCCAUGCCACGCAGAGACAUUUUCGACAGAAUCAAUCUGCAAAGAAGCAUAGAUAAGAUCGAAAAGUCGAUUAAGGCCUCAAACGCCUCGCUCGCGAAGGCAAAAUCAUCAGUGAGAAGGCUGGUCAAGGAGUUCAAGGCGGGCCUCGAAAACGAAUACGCUGCUAACAACAACAGCUCUUUAAACAACCCGUUCUCAAGAUACGGAGUUCUGUCUGAAAUCAACAAGGCCAGAACAAGGAGGAAGACCACCUCAGAGCCAAUUUACAACGAUGCGAAUCCGAACGCAUUCAACUACAACAAAUUCAACGCGCCAAACGGAAGGAGACAAUCACCAAUUGGUGCCAGGCCCCCCUAUGACCCUGAACUUUACAGUAACAACCCUUUCAGUCCCAAUUAUGUGGGCGGUCCAAGGAAUUACAGACCAGACUACGUGGAACGUCCUAGGGAAUACAGACCAGACUACGUGGAACGUCCGAGGGAAUACAGACCAGAGUACAUCGACCACCCUGGGAGGGCGAUUCCAGAGUACUCAAAGGCUUCGAUGAGGGACAUUCCUGACUACGCAAAGACCACUGUAAGAGACACUCCCGAAUACUCCAAGAAUUCCAUAAGGGAUAUCCCCGACUACGCCAAGACUUCCUUAAGGGACGUUCCCGAAUACAACCAACCCUUGGGGGAUAUGCCAGAAUACAUUAGGACCAUCAGGAGGGACAUUCCGGACUACAUUGAAAGCCCAGGGGACUUCACAGCUGACUACAUUGAGGGUUCAAGGGAGUUCAGACCUGAGUACAUCGAAAGGUCGCGCAGUUUCAUACCCGAGUACGAUGAAAACGCAAGUAAGUACAUGUCGGAUUACGCUGGAAGCUCGAGUAAGGUUGACUACAUUGGAAGUUCUAGUAAGGUUGAUUACAUUGGAAGUUCUAGUAAGGUCGACUACAUUGGAAGUUCUAGUAAGGUUGAUUACAUUGGAAGUUCUAGUAAGGUCGAUUACAUUGCAAGUUCUAGUAAGGUCGAUUACCCUGGAAGUUCUAGAAGUUUCAUCUCGGAGCACCCUGGAAGUUCCAUGAACAAGCUAGAUUACAGUGUGCGCUCCAACAAGGUCGAUCCAGACUACGAGGUCACUUUCAGACAGUUCAGGCCCGACUACGUCCACAACCCGAUCGUAUACGAGGAGGAGGACAGAGAGAAGUCCUCGCUUAAGUUCGAGGACCUUCUCACCGAUGCGCCCAGGACUGAAUACCACGAGUCCACGCCGUCCAUCGAUAUUGAGGAGCCGAAGAUCAACUUCCGCCAGGUGGACGAGGUCAUGAAGCGCCUUUACAGGCGCACGAACAACUUUUUCUUCGACACGAACCACUCGCCGCCGCCUGUUAGGACGAGGCCCUUCGGCGACGACGAGUCCCAGACGGAGGAGUUCGCCAAGAGGGAGCUCUGUAAGCUGAACCCCUCGGAGAUAUGCCGCAAUCUCAUGCAUAAUCUGGAAAUCUUGGUCACUUCGGCAGCUAACAGCCGCCUUCGCGCAGAGGAGUACAUUGCAAAGCACCAGAACCAGCACCAGCAGCAACGCAACGACCAGGCCCAGCACCUCAACCAGGAUCAGCAGAAGGUCCAGGUCCAGAGCAAGCACGGGUACAUCUUCAACGGCAACAGCAAAUGCGUUCGCCUGGAGGAGCCGCGCCAGGAUCAGCACCAGAAACAACAGAACCAGGUCCAGCGCAAGCACAGGUAUGUCUUAAACGGCGAGUCGAGCUGCAUUCGCAUAGAGGACAUGACAAUGGAAGAGCGCCAGAAACACCGCCAGAAGCUGCGCCAACAGCUGCAGCUGCGGGAGGAGCAGCGCGAAAGCAACAAGCGCAAGCGGCCCACCAGGUUCUUCUCGAGCGGCGUCUCGCAGCUGGACCUUCAGGAUCUCAGCCUCGAAGGCAGUCCUGCGAGGCAGCGCUCAGGCCAGACGCUCGAGGAUAACCUGUACGACAUUUCCACCAGCUCCGCCAAGAGGGCCCUGAGGAAGCUCGACACGUCCCGCAAGCUCGUCACCUCGUACAACGCCUACGACGAGUUCAUGCUCGCCGACUCCGAGGACUACGCGUUCAUCGAGACCAGGUUCGGGCGCAUUCUCUACUCGCCCAAGAUCCAGGACGACAAGUACAUGUACCGCUUCAUCGUGCUUUCCAACGAGGCUCAGAACGUCGUCGAGAUGCUCUCCCGGUGCUCGAAGACUGGCGCCGGCGGCACAUACAACUACAAGCGCCUUCUUUCCGAGUCUCAGAUCAUGCACGACCUGGGCAUUCGCAUGUCCGGCGGCUGGACCCACUACUUUUACUUCAAGAACGGCCACAAGGAGCUCAUUUUGAGGAAGGCCAUCUAA